Messenger RNA from Poeciliopsis prolifica (blackstripe livebearer), 4275 nucleotides. RefSeq names its product GTP binding protein 2a (gene gtpbp2a). NCBI's taxonomy places the organism in Eukaryota, Metazoa, Chordata, Actinopteri, Cyprinodontiformes, Poeciliidae. The coding region runs from base 254 to 2086 and encodes 610 amino acids. Gene Ontology annotation, molecular function: translation elongation factor activity; GTPase activity; GTP binding. The record is from RefSeq and is a predicted model, not a curated record. Gene Ontology annotation, biological process: translational elongation. The transcript has 12 exons.
AUGUGACGUAGGUUGCUGAAAACUUAAAACGAUACAGCACUUCAGGGUUGGGGCUAGUGUUAUUGUUCGAUUUGAAGAUUCUGGGGGAGGCCAAGACUUUGCUAAUAUUGUGGAGAAUGUAAUCGAUAAUCAGAAGUGUGACCUUAUUCAAAUCUAGGCGCACACAUGCCUGGCCUAGAUGCUCCCCCCCAUAUAACAGCAGCAUAUUUAGACAGACUGAGGUAAGCUAGCAAGCUCGGUCCAAAAGAAGCCGAUGGAUGCGCGGGUAUCGGAGUUAUUUGGGUCAGCAAGCGGGCACAGCUCCGGUGGACCUCAGGGAUCUACGUCGAACCACAAGCCAGGAAAUGGCAACGGGGUCGUCUCGAAAAAGACUGGUGCAAAGAACAAGAAAGCAAGAACGCGAUAUCCCCGCAACUUCAGACCGAGCAAUAACACCCCGUAUCUACCCCCAGAGGCUGAAGAGGGAAACAUAGAAUACAAGCUCAAGCUGGUGAACCCCACACAAAACCGCUUUGAGCACCUGGCAACACAAAUGAAAUGGCGACUGCAGGAGGGUCGGGGCGAAGCCGUCUAUCAAAUAGGUGUCGAGGACAAUGGCAUGCUGGUGGGACUGUCAGAGGAGGACAUGAGAGCAUCACUGAAAACACUCCAUAGGCUGGCCGAGAAAGUGGGAGCUGACAUUGCAGUUCUUAGAGAACGAGAGGUAGAAUACGACUCUGAUAUUCCUCGGAAGAUUGCUGAAGUUCUCAUACGAAAGGUUCCCGAUGAUCAGCAGUUCUUAGACCUACGAGUGGCAGUCCUGGGUAACGUGGACUCUGGAAAGUCCACUCUGUUGGGUGUUUUAACACAAGGAGAGCUGGACAACGGUCGGGGAAGAGCGAGACUCAACCUCUUCAGGCACCUGCAUGAAAUCCAGACUGGGCGCACAUCCAGCAUCAGCUUUGAGAUCCUUGGCUUCAACAGCAAAGGAGAGGUUGUAAAUUACAGCGAGUCUCGCACUGCGGAGGAGAUCUGUGAGAGUGCCUCUAAAAUGAUCACGUUCAUAGAUCUGGCCGGUCACCACAAGUACCUGAAAACCACCAUUUUUGGCCUCACCAGCUACUGUCCAGACUUUGCUAUGCUGGUCGUUAGCGCAAACACUGGCAUUGCCGGUACGACGAGAGAACAUCUGGGUCUCGCCAUGGCCUUGAAGGUCCCCAUCUUCAUUGUUAUCAGCAAAGUAGACCUCUGCACCCGAGCCACCGUGGAGCGCACGGUGCGGCAGCUAGAGCGGGUCCUGAAACAGCCAGGCUGCAACAAAGUGCCCAUGGUUGUUGGCAGCACCGACGACGCAGUCACAGCAGCACAGCAGUUCGCCCAGUCGCCCAGCAUCACACCCAUCUUCACCUUGUCCAGUGUGACUGGUGAAAGCUUAGACAUGCUCAAGGUAUUCUUCAACAUCAUCCCUCCUCUCAGCAACAGCAAAGAGCAGGAAGAGCUUAUGCAACAGCUCACAGAGUUUCAAGUGGAUGAGAUCUACACAGUUCCAGAAGUGGGGACAGUGGUAGGAGGCACUCUGUACAGUGGAAUAUGUCGCGAGGGGGAUCAUCUUGUAGUAGGGCCCACAGAGUUGGGUCAGUUCCACAAGCUGACCGUUGGCAGCAUUCAAAGAAACCGCUCAGCGUGCAGGGUACUCAGAGCGGGCCAGGCUGCAACUCUUGCUCUGGGAAACUUUGACCGCUCACUAUUACGCAAGGGUAUGGUAAUGGUGAGCCCAGAGAUGGAUCCUACUAUCUGCUGGAUGUUUGAGGCUGAGAUUGUCCUGCUUUUCCAUGCCAAGACCUUCCACAAAGGCUUCCAGGUUACUGUGCACAUUGGAAAUGUGAGACAGACCGCCACAGUGGAAGCUGUCUAUGGCAAGGAGGAGCUGAGGACAGGUGAAAAAGCAGUGGUUCUCUUCAAAUUCAUUAAACACCCUGAAUAUUUGAAGGUGGGGGCUAAGAUGCUCUUCAGGGAGGGCGUGACCAAAGGUAUUGGUCAUGUCACCAACUUGCAACCCAUUUCCUAUCACCACCAACAUUUUCAAGGACAGGAUGAGAAAGUCUGAAGUUUUUUUUAGAUCAUCGCAACUUUGAAAACUCCGUCCCAGCCCCAAAAAAACCAAGGUGCUUUACGGACUUCAUCACACCUCUCAAAGGCCUUUUGGACCUCUGCUAGCAAAGUAAACAUCUGCUGCCGGAUCUUGUUGUUUUUGUCAACAUUUUUUUCUUUUUCUUUUGUCUCCAAAGCCUCUUUACCAUCUUGCUUGUUUUAUCUUUUUUAGCCUUUGACAGUACUGAUAUUUUAAUUCCCGUCCCGGUUUUCAAGUUUAAAUUAAUUGCAAUUCUUGGCAAUGAGACAUCAGAUCCCACUAAAAUGUGUCAAUUUUAAGGGGAAAAGAUAAAUCAAUUGAAACAUUUUACAUCGGUGUUGAGGAGCUGCUAAUAAACUUGACUCCUAAAUGCACUCCUUACUCACACAGAUACACUGAUCUGCACUGUGCACUGCCAGCGAUGGUUUCUGUGUGGAAGAACAAUUUUUCUGUUUUGCAAAGAAUGAGAUAUUUUGACCUGGUGUAAAUGGCAUCACUGUUGUGAAAUAAGUCAUCAUUAUAAGUGAGCAACAGAAUCUGAUCAGCACAGUGCCUGAUAAACCAGGGAUCUUAGUAUUUAAAUAUGUGUAAGGUGUUGUAUUCACUCAAACUGCCAUGAGAAUUCAACGUUUUUGUAAAUUGUAUUUAGACUUCAAAUAUAGCUUCACACUGCCAACUCUAACAUACCACCUAUAACUUGUGCAAUGGGAGAUGGAAUAAUUUUAAAUUAGUCAGUGGUUGCAAAUUGAGAGAAAAAUGUUAAAUAAAAAAAAAUCAGUCCAAGGAAACACUUAAAAGGGUUUAAAACUCAAAUGUAUCACAGUUGAAAUUAGCAUUGUUUUUUAAAUUGUUGCCUUUGCUUCACCAUUUUUAUAUCAGACUUUACAAACAGAAGGUAAACCCAGCAAACUUUGCAUUUGUAAACUACAAAAUUUGCAUACUUCAAAAGUCAUGUGCUACGCUGGACAAACUGUCAGAUCGAUCUGAAUCACCAGCAAAGGCAUGUUGACCUGGCGGGUGGGUAAAAAAAAGCAUUUAGGGUGGGAGGAAAGUCGACAGCGAAAACUGUUUUUCGACACACUUUCUGUAGACACGUCUACAAACAAUCAACUUCUUUCUCUCACUACUUUCUACUCACACCAUAAGCUUCUGGUGGACUUACUUAAGGAUAAAAGUCGCUAAUGUGUCAGGCACAGCUUAUUAGAGUGAAGCAGAAUGCUGUUAGUGCUGCUGAAGAGGGCAGUUGAAGAAUGUAAAUGGGAACUUAUGUAUAACCCUUGUUGAGGUUACGUGUCAGUCUGUCAAGAUUGCAAAGGUUUUCCUGUCACACCUGUUCGAAUCUGUUUUUAUUCACAAGUAAUGCCUCACAGUAGUAUGGCGAGAUUGUUAGAAUCCUCCCAGCUAUCACAAGUGCUUUAGUUACUCAGGGCAGGACAGACAUAUUAGCGACGGCAUUCCCUUUUCACAGAGCCACUCUGAGGUUUCUGUUGCUGUUUUGAGGAGUUGGCAAUUUGAGAAAAGCCAGAGAAUAAUGUUUUUGGGGUUUUUUUUCCAAAGAUUUGUGUUUUGUUUAUCAGUGUGUGAAAAUGGCUUCUGAUGCAACUUUCUUUCAAAGCAAUGGAAUUCGAGGAACUUGAUGUCGUCUCUUAAGUUACUGAUGUCACAUACUUGGAAGGGAUUCAAACACAGUGCCUAGUGGAGCUACUGCCAGAGUAGCCUUCCAUCACGUCCCAAAUUUUGCAGCUGAGGGACAAACACGCUUUGGUUGGUGCUACUGCUAGAAACAGGUUCCAAUAUUUCUAUUUGUGUUUUUGUUCCAUAGCACCCACGUUGUUAAUGAAUAAUUUACCUGCAAAGUCGAGAAAAUUUUGUUAAAAAGUUCAACCAAAUCAUUUAUAGCAUUUAAUAAAGAGUUCAUGUUACAGUUAGUUUGUUUUAAUGCAUUUCAGUUGGAUAUUUUAGAUUUCUAAGUAGUUUGAGAUUUUACCAUUUGUAAUAGUUUCUAACACGGCACAGGUUUUUUUCUCUUUUAAAAUCAAGUACAAGAUCUAUUUUUCUUUUAAUCGAGUUUAAAAUAUUUUGAUAAUUAUAUGGGUGAAAUGCAAUUUUUAUGUACAGAUCCAAUUUGUUUUGUGUUCAUAAAUAAAACCUAUAUUACCUCCUGA